Messenger RNA from Orussus abietinus, 4571 nucleotides. Its product is annotated as vesicle-fusing ATPase 1. The record is from RefSeq and is a predicted model, not a curated record. The transcript is spliced from 10 exons. Gene Ontology annotation, molecular function: ATP hydrolysis activity; ATP binding. Gene Ontology annotation, biological process: intra-Golgi vesicle-mediated transport; Golgi to plasma membrane protein transport; SNARE complex disassembly. Gene Ontology annotation, cellular component: Golgi stack. The coding region runs from base 57 to 2285 and encodes 742 amino acids. Lineage: Eukaryota; Metazoa; Arthropoda; Insecta; Hymenoptera; Orussidae.
UCCAUGAAUUUAAAUAUAUUAAAAAGAUCUUACAUUAUCGUCUUAACAAUCGCGAAAUGCGUAUGAUGAUGAAAGCGGCUAAGUGCCCGACGGACGAGCUCAGUUUGUCGAAUUGUGCUGUCAUCAACCGCGAUGACUUUCCAGAGGAUGUCAAGCAUAUCCAGGUGACUACCGCCCCAAAUCAGCACUACGUGUUCACCGUUAGGACACACCAUGAUAUUCACAGGGGAACUAUUGGAUUUAGUUUACCCCAAAGGAAAUGGGCUACAUUAUCGCUCAACCAAGACAUCGAGGUUCGGCCAUAUCAUUUCGAUCCCACGUCUACAUCCGAGUGUCUAUGCACAAUCACCUUGGAAGCAGAUUUUUUGCAAAAAAAAUCUACUACUUUGGAGCCGUAUGAUACGGAGCAAAUGGCCAAGGAUUUUCUCAUGCAAUUUUCAGGGCAAGCAUUUACUGUGGGUCAACAGCUAGCGUUCCAGUUCCAAGACAAAAAGAUAUUAGGUUUAGUGGUUAAAAGUCUCGAAGCAGCUGACCUUUCUGCUAUUAAAGCGGGUCAAGAUACUAAACCUAAAAAGACAAAAAUGGGCCGCUGUUUAGGCGACACGGUGAUCCUAUUUGAGAAAGCAGAGAAUUCUAGUCUAAAUCUUACCGGUAAAGCUAAAGGGAAAAUUGUCCGCCAAUCAAUAAUCAAUCCUGACUGGGAUUUUCAAAAAAUGGGCAUCGGUGGCUUGGACAAAGAGUUUAGUGCCAUUUUUAGAAGAGCAUUCGCAUCCAGAGUGUUUCCUCCGGAGGUUGUCAUACAAUUGGGGUGCAAACACGUCAAAGGUAUUUUAUUGUAUGGACCUCCAGGUACCGGUAAAACUCUGAUGGCUAGACAAAUUGGAACAAUGCUGAAUGCAAGAGAACCCAAAAUUGUAAACGGUCCUCAAGUUCUGGAUAAAUAUGUAGGAGAAAGUGAAGCUAACAUUAGAAGGUUAUUCGCUGAUGCCGAAGAAGAAGAAAAGAAACUUGGACCGAACAGUGGGUUGCAUAUAAUUAUAUUUGAUGAAAUCGAUGCUAUUUGCAAGUCUAGAGGAAGCGUUGCAGGUAAUACCGGAGUUCACGAUACCGUUGUUAACCAGUUGCUAGCAAAAAUUGAUGGAGUUGAACAAUUGAACAAUAUCCUUGUGAUCGGCAUGACUAACAGAAGAGACAUGAUAGACGAAGCUUUGCUACGACCCGGUAGAUUGGAGGUACAAAUGGAGAUUAGUCUUCCAGACGAUCAUGGAAGAUUCCAAAUUCUUAACAUCCACACAUCGAGAAUGAGGGAUUACAAAAAAAUUGCACCUGAUGUCGACUUAAAAGAAUUAGCAAUAUUGACAAAGAACUUCAGUGGUGCAGAAUUGGAAGGUUUAGUGAGAGCUGCCCAGAGUACCGCAAUGAAUCGAUUAAUUAAAGCCUCUAGCAAGGUAGAAGUGGAUCCCGCUGCGAUGGAGAAACUUAUGGUCUCAAGAGGCGACUUCUUGCAUGCCCUUGAAAACGACGUUAAACCGGCAUUUGGAACGAGUGCGGAAAUUUUGGAGCAGCUGUUAAUACGUGGUAUUAUCAAUUGGGGUAAACCAGUUGCCGACAUACUUGCGGAUGGAAAUUUGUACAUUCAAGAAGCAAGGGCAGCCGAAAGUUCAGGUCUUGUGUCGGUGCUAUUGGAGGGUCCACCGAACAGUGGCAAAACUGCUCUGGCCGCACGAAUUGCCAAAAAUUCAGACUUUCCAUUUGUCAAAGUUUGUACUCCAGAAGACAUGGUUGGCUUCACAGAGUCUGCAAAAUGCUUAUCGAUACGAAAGAUAUUCGACGAUGCCUACCGUUCCCAGCUUAGUUGUAUCCUGGUUGACAAUAUAGAGCGUUUACUGGACUACGGUCCUAUUGGGCCCCGAUACUCUAAUUUAACAUUGCAGGCAUUGCUGGUUCUUUUGAAAAAGCAACCACCAAGGGGACGAAAACUAUUAAUUCUAUGUACAACGAGCCGCAGACAAGUAUUAGAAGACAUGGAGGUGCUAUCAGCUUUCAGUACUACUUUGCAUGUGCCUAAUUUAUCGACGCCGGACCAUCUCUUGUCCGUGCUGGAGGAAGUUGAACUCUUCUCGAAGACCGAAAUGGCAUCAUUGCAUGCAAAACUGCAGGGCAAAAGGAUCUUUAUCGGGAUCAAGAAAUUACUAUGUUUGAUAGACAUGGCUCGGCAGGUUGAACCAAACUAUCGGGUACCUAAAUUCCUUUCCAAGUUGGAAGAAGAAGGUGCCCUAGAGUGAGCCUCGUUCACAUGAAUAAUAAAAUGAUUGGUGUAGCAAUCGAUUUGUAGUCAAUAUUCUCAAUUAGUGAGACAAUACAUUAGAAACUUGCAUACUGCCUUCCGAAGAGUUAGUAGAAGGCAGCGAUAACAGGUAUUAUAACUGCAAUGCAUAUCUCAAUCCUUUAAUCUAUGGGCAAAGCGUAGAAUCGUAAAGAGAACGAUUACCACAAAAGAUUACAAUAACAAGAUAGAUACACUCUAUUUCUCUACCGCUAGUGUAUCCGCUAAAACUACUUUUUACCCAAAGACAAGGCAGGUACUUGAAAGAGAAAAGGUUUGAGGUAUAUAACAAGUAAUAGACGACUUUCGAGAUCAUCUUUUCCGUGACCUCGGUUAUUAAGUAAACUAUAUCAAUGACUCGUUUAAAAUGUAUUGCUGUGACUACAAAUUAGUUGUCGUAACGAUUCGUUAAUUGUUAACAAUUAAUCAUCUAUCAGAGAAGAAUAUGUUGUGCGUAACUUUUAGCAUUUCAGAAAUACUGCGAUAGUGGUGAAAUGUUACUUGUCAUGUGUUGGUACGUUACCUCUGUUGGGGCUUCCGCAUUCCUUUUUUGUCCUAUUAAUUAACUGACAGAUUUGUUAGUGUAUUGCAGAGAGAUAGUCAUACCGAUGUAACAGAAAUAUUUAUUCUAAUGAACUGCGAAACGUUAUUGCAGCAAGAGUAGAAAAGUGCUAAGAGGUUGAAUCAGAUCGGUUCUGAAGUCCAGCUGUUCCAGCUAUAUGCUUAUUGCUUAAAUGCACCUUACAGCAAUAAAUGUUAAUUUUCGAGAUAAAAUGUGGAGGGAUUUAGAUGAUUCAACAUGUACGUAAUUCCAAAUAGCGUAUAAGUAAAAAUCAGUAACACUUCAGAUUCCUUACGUUAUUACAAUGUUCACUCCUUCGUUAACUAUUGGUGAGUACAAUUUUUACAUGAAGUGUGUACUGUUUUAAUUAGCAUGCUUUAAUUUGGAAGAAAAUAUCAACGAAGAAGUUCAAAUCAUUUUUCUUAAUAAAUUAUCUACUGGAAAAAUAUUUAAAUUUAUACAACUCGCUGUACUUUAAUUAAAAAAUUAAUGCAUUAAAGGCAACAAUGAUUACAUUACAGUUCCAUGAACACUGUGAUGGCUUGACUAUAAUUAUGGUAUUUUUUUAGAUUUUAAUAAGCCAUCAAACGAAUAUUACAGAUAAACAAUGGCCUUUUAUGUUGUAAUGUAAAAAACGAAUUAGAACAUGUGUUAACAGAUUUACCCUGUAAAAUACGAACCUCCUAUUUUAUAUUUUAUAAUCUUCUUAUAGAUGUAAGUAUCGAGUAUUAUUAACAACAAAACGUGAUAUAAAGGAAGUCCUGGCUCGAUAUGCUUCCUUUUCUAUUGCUAGUGCUAAUAUUCCUUUAUUAUUAGUUUGCAUAACCAUUCCUGUAAUUAAAUACUAUUUGUUUAACGAUCUUUAAACCCAUUUACAACUUGACAAUUAUUUUGUACCUUUUACUUUAGACUUAUGUUGCGCAGUAUGUGUAUACGCAUACAAUUACGAAACACUUAAAUAUUAUAUUUUUUUAGUAUGGAUUGUAUUAUCAUUGUACAAUUUAAUCUUUCUCUUAGGACAAUAUUUGAACGCUACUAGAUCAGUUUUUAUAAUGAAACUGUGCUAUUGCUUGCUAAAAUCUAAUGAUUUCUAUUCUGAAUGUCUGUUUCGCUUCCAAAUGACAAUUAAUCAUUUUUACGUUGCUGCUGUUUUUGUCAGAAAUAUACAAAAUGUAUUUGCUCGUCUUUGUUCUAGGCAUUCCUUUUUGUACUUACGAUGGUCUAACAUGACGUAGAGUAAUAUGCUAAAAGUGGUUUGUUAAUUGGUUACCCCAGAUUUUGUUUAAUACAUUUCAGUUACUAUUUAUCCUACAUUUUUUGUUGUGCCUUCAGUGAAAAUUAUAUAUCGUGUCAUUUUACUUCUAAAAAUUAUUUAUGUAAUGUCCAGACAUGAACGAUAGGAACUGCUUUAAUAGGUGACGCGAAUUUACCAUUAAUACCAAUCCUAAUGCUCAAAAUGUAUUUUAUGUACAAAUUGUAAUGCAGACAUCGCCGUUACUUAUUGCCUUACCUUCGUAGUGGCCAUCAGCUUAUAAAUAAACUUGUAAAAAUGCUCUGUGUAAAAAAGAUGCUACUAUACGAUGUAUAUACACAUCGUUGUCAGCGUUAAUAACAUGUCAAUGUUUGUGAGUGUACUCAAUGUUAUUGUAUCUGUGUUAAAAAUAAAAACCUACGUGUACAAGA